Plasmodium vinckei vinckei is the source of this 1278-nucleotide messenger RNA. Its product is annotated as lysophospholipase, putative. Gene Ontology annotation, molecular function: lipase activity. Lineage: Eukaryota; Apicomplexa; Aconoidasida; Haemosporida; Plasmodiidae. Gene Ontology annotation, cellular component: membrane. The record is from RefSeq and is a predicted model, not a curated record. The transcript has a single exon. Bases 1 to 1278 code for a protein of 425 amino acids.
AUGGAAGAAAUUGAAUUGAAUAAUGAUGAAUUAAGAAAUGCAACAUGUAAAUUAGAUGGAGAUCCUAAGAUAGGUUGGUUAUGUAACAAAAAUGACUUACUUUUAAAAACAUAUGGAUGGCUAGUUAAAAAUGCUAUAGGAAUUAUAUUGUUAAUACAUGGAUUAAGAUCGCAUAGUCGAUUAACUUUUAUGAGAAUAAAUUUAAAAAUGCCAAAUGGAAAUGAAGACUUAAUAGUAGAUACUAAUAAUUACUAUAUUUACAAAGAUAGUUGGAUUGAAAAAUUUAAUAAAAAUGGUUAUUCAGUAUAUGCACUAGAUUUGCAAGGACAUGGGGAAUCACAAGGAUGGAAAAAUGCAAGAGGCGAUUUUAGUUGUUUUGAUGAUCUAGUUGAUGAUGUAUUACAAUAUAUGAAUCAAAUUCAAGAUGAAAUUUCAAAUGAUAAUCAAAUGAAUGAUGAAUCUUAUGAUAUAGUGACAACAAAAAAAAAAAAACUUCCUAUGUAUGUUAUUGGGUAUUCUAUAGGAGGGAAUAUUGCUUUAAGAAUAUUACAAUCAUUAAAUAAAGAAAAAGAAGACAUGAUUAAGGCGUGGAACUCAAAUAACUACAAAAAUUGUAAAACUGUGUUAGACAAUUCUACUAAUAUGAAUAAUUUUAAUGAUUAUUAUUCUGAUAAUUCCUGUGCCAGCACUUCUGCUACGAAAAAUGUUGUUGCUAUUGCUAGUGACAAAGAUGAAGGAUUUUAUAAUUGUUUAGAUAAAUUCAAUAUUAAAGGUUGCGUAUCUUUAUCUGGUAUGAUAAGAAUAAAAUCAAAAUUGGAUCUUGGAAUCAAAUCACUUAAGUAUUUUUAUUUACCUCUAGCAAAAUUCCUGUCUUUUGUCUUACCUCAUACACGAGUUUUUUCAAAAUCAGUUUAUAAAAAAUCAGAUUAUGUUGAUAUUGUAAGUAAAUAUGAUAAAUUUAGAAACAAUAAUGGAAUCAGAUUUAAAUAUAUAGCUGAAGUUAUAAAAGCAACAAUCGCAUUGGGUCGUAAUAUUAAUUAUAUGCCAAAAAAUAUUCCUUUAUUAUUUGUGCAUUCAAAAGAUGAUACUAUUUGUUCUUAUGAAUGGGUAGUUUCGUUUUAUGACAAAGUGAAAGUUAAUAAAAAAGAUAUACAUAUUGUUGAUGGUAUGGAUCAUGCUACAACGAUGGAGUCAGGAAAUGAAGGUAUUUUAGAAAAAAUUAUUGAUUGGAUUUAUGAUUUAAGAAUGAAUGAUGAGGACGAAAUAGAAAAUGGAUAA